Glarea lozoyensis ATCC 20868 is the source of this 1317-nucleotide messenger RNA. Its product is annotated as Bacterial luciferase-like protein. Gene Ontology annotation, molecular function: alkanesulfonate monooxygenase activity. Gene Ontology annotation, biological process: alkanesulfonate catabolic process. Lineage: Eukaryota; Fungi; Ascomycota; Leotiomycetes; Helotiales; Helotiaceae. Bases 1 to 1317 code for a protein of 438 amino acids. The record is from RefSeq and is a predicted model, not a curated record. The transcript is spliced from 5 exons.
AUGGCGCAAGCAGAACCCUUUACAGAAGCACAGCUUCACGCCAUAUCUGCUAUUGUACAACAGGCAGUGUUGCCACUCAGAGCAAAGCAGACACCGAAUGGGACUCAUGCUCACGCAGAGACAAACGGGUAUCAUUACACCGCACCAGACGAUAUCAAUGGUGCUGCGGAUCGUGUCAAAUUUGCUUACUGGGUACCGAACGUGUCAGGAGGUCUAGUAAUAUCGAAAAUACCACAAAGAACAAAAUGGGACUAUCAAUCCAAUGUGCGAUAUGCGCAAACAGCAGAGCGGGUUGGAUUCGAAUUUGCCCUAUCUCAGAUUCGAUUCAUGGCGGGAUAUGGUGCUGACAACCAACACGAAUCUGUGUCCUUCUCGCAGGCGCUUCUACAUGCAACCACGAAACUCAAUGUCAUAGCUGCCCUCCUUCCUGGGCCAUGGAACCCUGCGAUAGCUGCAAAACAGAUCGCAAGUAUCGACCACUAUUCCAAUGGUCGCAUUUCCGUCAAUGUUGUAUCUGGCUGGUUCAAGGCCGAAUUUACAUCAAUUGGCCAAUGGUGGCUUGAGCACGCAGAACGCUAUAGACGGAGUCGAGAAUUCAUCGAAUGUCUCAAAGGCAUUUGGACAACCGAAAAAUUUACCUACAAAGGCGAUUUCUACCAAUUCCACGACUACCCCCUAUCCCCCAAACCUCUUGUUCUACCCGGCCGACCCCACCCACUUGUCUUUCAAGGCGGAAACUCAAUUGAUGCCCGUGAGAAUGGAGCGCAUGCAAGCGAUUACUAUUUCAUGAACGGAAACACCCUCGAAGGAUUCCAAGAGCAAAUCGCCGAUGUACGCGCUCGCGCGAAGAAACUGGGUCGUGAAGAUGACAUCAAAUUUGCCGUAAACGGCUUCUGCAUAGUCAAGGAAACAGAAGAGGAAGCUGUCCGUCUAUUGCAAGAAAUCCAAGGCAAAGCAGAUAAAGACGCCGUUGGCGCCUUCAGAGAUGCAGUCCAACAAGCCGGCGCCAGCACUGGUAAUAAGAAAGGCAUGUGGGCCGAUUCCAAAUUCGAGGACCUAGUCCAAUACAACGACGGCUUCAAAACCAAGCUCAUCGGCACGAAAGAACAAAUCGCAGAUCGUAUCUUACUCCUAAAAAGUCUUGGUAUCGAUAUCGUGCUCCUCGCAUUCCUGCAUUAUGAAGAGGAUAUUGAGAAUUUUGGCGAACAGAUUCUGCCGCUUGUGAGGAAGUUGGAGAAGGAGGGGCGGGGGAAGAAUGCUGAGGAGGAGAUUGAAAGGACGGGAGAUGUUUAUCGGGCGAGGAAGGUGGAGGUGUAG